Chroicocephalus ridibundus (black-headed gull) is the source of this 1745-nucleotide messenger RNA. Its product is annotated as heterochromatin-associated protein MENT-like. The coding region runs from base 175 to 1398 and encodes 407 amino acids. Lineage: Eukaryota; Metazoa; Chordata; Aves; Charadriiformes; Laridae. The transcript has 8 exons. Gene Ontology annotation, molecular function: serine-type endopeptidase inhibitor activity. The record is from RefSeq and is a predicted model, not a curated record.
GUAGGCAAAUGAGGGAACAUGCACAUUAAGACAAGAAGAGGAUGUAGAGAAGAAAAGGGAGGUGCAAACGUUCCUACAUUUCCAAGAGUAUUCAUUGCCUCACAGACCGCCACGGGUCCUGACUGAAGACAGAUCUGAAGACUCUUCUCUCCCUCGGCAUUUCAGGCUGUAUCAAUGGAGUCUCUCUCAGUGUCAACGAACAGCUUCACUUUGGACCUUUACAAGAAGCUGAAUGAAACUUCCAAAGGCCAAAACAUUUUCUUUUCUCCUUGGAGUAUUGCAACUGCUCUCGCCAUGGUCUACCUGGGUGCAAAAGGUGACACCGCAACCCAGAUGGCUGAGGUUCUUCAUUUUAACCAGACUGCAGGAGAAGAAGGUUCGCCUGAGACAACAAGGCUUUCUCAGAGGAGACCAAAGAAAAGAAAGCUGGAUCCUGAGCACAAGCAAGCUGAAAACAUCCACUCUGGCUUUAAAGAGCUCCUGUCUGCCAUCAACAAACCCAGAAGCACCUACCUGCUGAAGAGUGCCAACCGACUGUAUGAGGAAAAGACCUACCCAUUACUGCCCAAAUUCUUACAGCUCAUUACAAGCUAUUACAAUGCAAAGCCACAAGCUGUAAACUUUAAGACAGCUGCAGAACAAGCCAGAGCACUGAUCAAUUCGUGGGUUGAAAAUGAAACUGAGAGGAAAAUCCAGGAUCUGCUGCCUGCAGGAUCUCUCAAUUCUCGCACUGUAUUGGUCUUAGUAAAUGCCAUUUAUUUCAAAGGAAAUUGGGAAAAGAAAUUUCUGGAGAAAAAUACUUCUGAGAGGCCCUUCAGACUGAGCAAGACCAAGACUAAAUCAGUACAGAUGAUGUUUCUGAGAGAUACAUUUUUGAUAUUCCAUGAAACAACCAUGAAGUUCAAAAUCAUUGAGCUGCCAUACAUGGAAAAUGAACUCAGCAUGUUCAUUCUCCUACCAGAUGACAUCAAUGAUAACACCACCGGUCUGGAGCUGGUGGAAAGAGAGCUGACCUAUGGGAAACUUGCUGAAUGGACCAGAUCAGACAGCAUGAUAAAAGCUGAAGUGGAUCUGUACCUGCCCAAGUUGAAGGUGGAAGAGAAUUAUGACCUUAAAUCCACUUUGAGCAGAAUGGGGAUACGAAAUGCUUUUGACCCCGUUCAGGCCGAUUUCACAGGGAUGUCAGCUAAGAAGGAUCUUUUCAUCUCAGAAAUUAUUCACAAAGCUUUUGUGGAGGUCAACGAAGAAGGUACCGAGGCAGCAGCUGCCACAGGUGUCCUGGUGCUCAGAUCAAAAACACCAACGAUGACUUUUAAAGCUGACCACCCUUUCCUCUUCUUCAUCAAACACAACAAAUCUCAAACCAUCCUCUUCUUUGGCAGACUCUGCUCACCCUAGUCAGAGUUACUCCUUGCCCCGCAGGGCAGGAGACACUCGCUUGCCAGCUCAGAGGCAAAUGCCAAAACCUGAAACUCCUGCUGCAACUGGGGGGUGUGGGACCUGAACCCUUUCUCCAUCAGACCAUGCACCCCAGGGCGAGAGGCACAGCUCCUCCUGCGCUUCUCUCCUGCUCUGAAGGGACAACCACGGCAGCGGGGAGUGCACAACACCCUGCAUCCACAGAGCAAUCCUGGCUGUCAUUCAGACCAGAACAUCAAGGGUAGCUCUGUGCCCUAACCGUUAUUAGCUAUGGCAUUUCUAUUCCCUUCCCUCACAGCGGUGUGUACAAAUGCAUGCUAACGCAG